This is a messenger RNA of Gordionus sp. m RMFG-2023, 552 nucleotides long. RefSeq names its product protein SYS1 homolog. Gene Ontology annotation, biological process: Golgi to plasma membrane protein transport; protein localization to Golgi apparatus; Golgi to endosome transport. The transcript has a single exon. Gene Ontology annotation, cellular component: Golgi membrane; trans-Golgi network. The record is from RefSeq and is a predicted model, not a curated record. NCBI's taxonomy places the organism in Eukaryota, Metazoa, Nematomorpha, Gordioida, Chordodea, Parachordodidae. Bases 5 to 475 code for a protein of 156 amino acids.
UCAUAUGGUUAAUAAAUUUCGUCCAUAUGUUUGGGAUCCAAUAUAUAUUAUGUUACAAAUAAUCAUAUUGCAAUCCAUUUAUUAUGCCAUGCUGGGGAUACUUUUGUCAAUUUUCUUACGAUUUGAGCUUAAAGCACCAUCAAUACAUUAUAUAUUUAUACAUGAAAAUAUAAAUUUUUCUGACACUUUAGGCAAAGUAAUUUCUUGCUUGUUUAUACUAAAUUCCUUAAUAUCAUCCCUGGCUAUUUGGUUUUUAGUUAAAAGAACGAAAUUAUGUUUAGAUUUUUCAACCACUAUUAUAAUUAUCCAUAUAAUAAUUUCAUACUUACUCAAAAAACAAAUUCCUUCAACAUUUGCUUGGUGGCUUAUCAAUGUUACAUGCCUAACCUUAUGCACAGUUGUGGCAGAAUAUCUAUGCAUGAAAACUGAACUGAAACAAAUUCCAACUGAAUAUAGUUGCUUAAACAAUAUAUAAAUGUAUUCUUUUAUAGUGAAUAAAAAGAUUAUUUUGUAAAUAUACCUUUAACAACUAAUCUUAAAUGUUUAAUAAUA